Molecule: messenger RNA, 4014 nt
Organism: Salarias fasciatus (jewelled blenny)
Lineage: Eukaryota; Metazoa; Chordata; Actinopteri; Blenniiformes; Blenniidae
Gene: myo3b
Product: myosin IIIB
Exons: 36
Coding region: 19-3957 (1312 amino acids)
Biological process (GO): positive regulation of filopodium assembly; regulation of actin filament length; sensory perception of sound
Cellular component (GO): filopodium tip; myosin complex; stereocilium tip
Molecular function (GO): ATP binding; protein binding; microfilament motor activity
Source: RefSeq, a predicted model, not a curated record
UGGAAUGGGAAUUCAACCAUGUCAAGGAGGUCGCUGUAUGGGCUUUACCCCUACAAGUCCAGCAUGAUUGGUCUGGAGAACCUGGGCGAUCCUUCAGGGAACUGGGACAUCGUGGAGACCAUCGGCAAAGGAACGUACGGGAAGGUCUACAGAGUGACCAAUAAGAAGGACGGGAGCCAGGCGGCGGUGAAAGUGCUCGACCCCAUCAAUGACGUGGACGAGGAGAUUGAGGCUGAAUACAACAUUUUGCGGUCCCUGUCCAACCAUCCCAAUGUGGUCAAGUUUUAUGGGAUGUUUUACAAGUCGGACCAUCUGUCAGGGGGACAGCUGUGGCUGGUGCUCGAGCUGUGCAACGGCGGCUCCGUCACGGAACUCAUCAAGAGCCUGCUCAUGCGAGGCCAGCGUCUGCAGGAGCCCGUUAUCUCCUACAUCUUAUACAGCGCCCUCUUGGGGCUCCAGCAUUUGCACAACAACCGGAUUAUCCACCGUGACGUCAAAGGGAACAACAUCCUCCUGACGACCGCUGGAGGAGUCAAACUGGUUGACUUUGGUGUUUCGGCUCAGCUGACCAGCGCACGACUGAGGAGGAACACGUCAGUCGGGACGCCGUUCUGGAUGGCUCCAGAGGUCAUAGCCUGCGAGCAGCAGUACGACUACUCGUACGACGCCCGCUGUGACGUGUGGUCCCUGGGCAUCACGGCCAUCGAGCUGGCGGACGGAGACCCCCCGCUGGCAGACAUGCAUCCGGUUAAAGCCCUCUUCAAGAUCCCCCGAAAUCCUUCACCCACAUUGCAAAACCCAGACCAGUGGUGCAGGAGUUUCAGUCAUUUCAUCGGCCAGUGCCUGAUCAAGGAUUUCGAGGCACGCCCGUCCGUCACCCACCUCCUGGAGCACCCCUUCAUCCACCAGGCCCACGGGAAAGACGUGGCCCUCCGUCAGCAGCUGGCCGCCCUCAUCCGGGAGCAGCAGGAGUUGGGCUGCAAAACCAAAACCAAGCACGAGCGGAUCAAUACUCGUAAAACCCUCAUAAUAGAGAGCUGCCCGGAUGAUGAUCUGGUAAAUCUGGAGUUCUUAGAUGAGGAGACGAUAAUCAGCCAUCUCCACAAGAGAUACGACGAGCUGCAGGUGUAUACUUACGUUGGAGACAUCCUCAUCGCUCUCAAUCCUUUCCAGAAUCUCAGCAUCUACUCUCCCCAGUUCUCUAAGCUGUACCACGGCGUGAAAAGAGCUGAAAAUCCUCCGCACAUCUUUGCCACGGCAGACGCAGCCUACCAGGGAAUGGUGACAUUCUGCAAAGACCAGUGUAUCAUCAUCAGCGGGGAGAGCGGCGCGGGGAAAACGGAAAGCGCUCAUCUGAUUGUUCAGCAUCUUACCUUCCUGGGAAAGGCGAACAAUCGGACUCUCCGUGAGAAGAUCCUGCAGGUGAACCCCCUGGUGGAGGCCUUCGGAAACGCCUGCACGGCCAUCAACGACAACUCCAGCCGCUUCGGCAAGUACCUGGAGAUGAAGUUCACGCCGACCGGGGCGGUCAUCGGCGCCAAGAUAUCCGAAUACCUGCUGGAGAAAUCCAGGGUCAUCAAACAGGCAGCGGGGGAGAAAAACUUCCACAUAUUUUAUUACAUAUAUGCCGGACUUUACCACCAGGACAAGCUGAGGGCCUACAGGCUGCCCGACCGGACGCCUCCCAGGUACAUCGACAGCCGGCACUGCAAAGUGAUGCAGGACAUCGUCUCCAGCAAACUGUACCAGGAGCAGUUCGACGCCAUUCAGGAGUGCUUUAGAAACAUCGGCUUCACUGAAGAUGAGGUGAACUCUGUGUAUCGGAUUCUUUCGGCCAUUUUGAACACCGGCAACAUUGAAUUUGCUUCCAUCACGUCUCAGCACCAGACCGAUAAGAGCGAAGUUCCGAACUCAGAGGCCUUAGAAAACGCCGCCUGCCUGCUCAGCAUCGGCCCCGAGGAGCUGCAGGAGGCGCUGACCUCUCAGUGCGUGGUCACGCGGGGCGAGACCAUCAUCCGCACCAACACCGUGGACAAGGCGGCCGACGUCCGCGACGCCAUGUCCAAGGCGCUGUACGGACGCCUCUUCAGCUGGAUCGUGAACCGCAUCAACUCGCUGCUGCAGCCCGACAUGAAUAUCUGUGCCGCAGAGAGCUGCAUGAAUGUGGGAAUCCUGGACAUCUUUGGAUUCGAAAACUUCAAGAAGAACUCGUUUGAACAGUUGUGCAUCAACAUCGCGAACGAACAGAUCCAGUUUUACUUCAACCAGCACAUAUUUGCCCUGGAACAGAUGGAGUACCAGAGCGAGGGGGUGGAUGCCAGCCUGGUGGAGUACGAGGACAACAGGCCCAUCCUGGACAUGUUCCUGCAGAAGCCCAUGGGUCUGCUGUCCCUGCUGGACGAGGAGAGCCGCUUCCCCCAGGCCACCGACCAGACCCUCGUGGAUAAAUUUGAGGACAAUUUGCGCUGCAAAUAUUUCUGGAUCCCCAAGCGAAUGGAGUUCUGUUUUGGAAUUCAACAUUAUGCGGGAACGGUGAUGUACAGUGUGAAUGGAUUUCUGGAGAAGAACAGAGACACGCUUCCUGCAGACAUCGUGGUGGUUUUGAGGACGUCAGAGAACAAGCUCUUGCAGCAGCUGUUUUCCAGCCCCUUAACUAAAACAGGAAAUCUGGCCACGUCCAGGGCUCGGGUCACUGCUGCCUCCAGAUCUCUGCCUCCCCAGCUCAGCUCAGGACGAACCAAGUCUCCCAAAUACCUAUUGAAGGUGGACACCAUGGAGAUGAUGCGCCACCCCGACGAAACCACCAACAUGAGGAGACAGACCGUGGCCUCCUAUUUCCGUUACUCCCUGAUGGACCUGCUGUCUAAGAUGGUGGUGGGCCAGCCGCACUUCGUGCGCUGCAUCAAGCCCAACGACGACAGGCAGGCGCUGCGCUUCUGCGAGGAGCGGGUGAUGGUGCAGCUGCGCUACACGGGCAUCCUGGAGACGGUGAACAUCCGCCGGCAAGGCUACUCCCACCGGAUCCCGUUUGAGGACUUCGUCAACAGAUAUUACUAUCUCGCAUUUCGGGCUCACGAAAUGCCCGAGUCCAGCAAAGAGAACGCCAUCGCCAUCCUGGAGCGGGCCAAGCUUAAAGAAUGGGUGCUGGGAAAGACAAAGGUGUUUCUGCGGUACUACCAUGUGGAGCAGCUGAACCUGCUGCUGCGGGAGGUAAUCGCUCGCGUUGUGGUGAUGCAAGCCUACACCAAAGGCUGGCUGGGGGCCCGACGUUACCGCAAAGUGAAGGAGAAGAGGAGCCGCGGGGCCGUCGUCAUUCAGUCAGCCUGGAGGGGCUACGCUGCCCGGCAGAACCUCAAGCAAAUAAAAAAGGAGCGGGAAGAGGCGGCCGUGCGCAUUCAGUCAGUUUACAGAGGCCAUAGGGUACGUCGGGACUACGGACCCCAGAGGCACAGAUGUCACCCUGAGGCUGGAGGAAAGACCACCAAGGAGCAGCACACGGGGUACGCCGCGAAGAGCAAGGAAGCACAAACAGAUCACAAACAUAGAGGAAAUGUUGGCCCUGACAGCCGAGACAGACAAGUGAAAGACAUCAAGAGAGACAAAGGCAGAGCAGAAGACAGUGUGACGAAGCCUCGCAGGGAGACAGCGAGACUGCGAGACAUGCAGUGUAAACAAGGUCCAGUGAUGAAGCUGCAGCAGAGAACUCCUCGCCGGCGGGGCCAGCAGCCCAAGCUGCUCAACAGCCCCGAAGACAGCCUGUACUACAACCAGCUAAAUAGAACUCUGGAUUACCAGGGGAGCAAGAGGAAGCCGAGAAAACUUGGUCAAAUCAAAGUGCUGGACGGAGAAGAUGAGUACUACAAAUUACUGUCAACUGUGGAGUCAAUCCCCGAGGAAGAGUACGCCAUCACCCCCCCUCCCGCCCUUUCGAGCGGGCCGCUCGUCAGUCAGGGCUGAGCCUUACAACCAUGUCAGCUGGUUGCCUUCUUCACUGCUGAACUGGACCAAAACCCA